This is a messenger RNA of Melanaphis sacchari, 1260 nucleotides long. Its product is annotated as annexin B9. Gene Ontology annotation, molecular function: calcium ion binding; calcium-dependent phospholipid binding. The transcript is spliced from 7 exons. The record is from RefSeq and is a predicted model, not a curated record. The coding region runs from base 246 to 1214 and encodes 322 amino acids. Gene Ontology annotation, cellular component: cytoplasm. NCBI's taxonomy places the organism in Eukaryota, Metazoa, Arthropoda, Insecta, Hemiptera, Aphididae.
GAAGUCUCGACACAAUAAUAAUACAUUGUUGGGCUCUCAAGACUCGAGUGUAUAGCGGUCCGAGGUUCAGUUGCGCCCGAUACGUCGUCAAUCUUUGACGUCUUUGCGAAUCGUCUGUCAAAAAAUUGUCUGCUGUUUUGUUCGUGAUCUCCGCCCCGUCACGUUCGCGGACGACCUAAUCUCUGAUUUUCUCGUCUCACAACAAACAGUCGCGGUAUCCCGUUCAAGUCUUCAGACGCGACGACAUGGCUAAUUACGUUACCACAAAAUGUACUCCUACCGUAUUUGCAUCAUCAAAUUUUGAUGCAAAAGAAGAUGCCAUUGCUCUGAAAAAAGCUAUGAAAGGCUUUGGAUGUGACCAAAAAGUUAUAAUUGAUGUGAUUGCUAAUCGAGGUGUUGUGCAGCGCAUUGAAAUUGCGGAAGCCUUUAAGACAUUGUAUGGAAAGGAUUUGAAAAAAGAAUUAAAAAACGAACUAAGUGGACACUUUGAGGACACCGUGUUGGCAUUGAUGACGCCACUUCCGGAAUUUUACGCAAAGGAGUUACAUGACGCUAUCUCUGGAAUAGGCACCCACGAAGAAGUGCUUGUUGAGAUAUUAUGCACCUUAAGCAAUUUUGGUAUACGAACAGUCACUGAAUGUUACGAAAAACUUUAUGGACACAGUCUUGAAAAGGAUAUUAAAGGCGACACAUCAGGCCAUUUCAAACGUCUUUGCGUAUCCUUAAGUAUGGGAAACCGAGAUGAAACGCCUACAGUUGAUGAGAACGCAGCGCGUUUAGACGCUGAGGCUUUGUACAAUGCAGGUGAAAAAAUAAAAUGGGGCACGGAUGAAUCGGAAUUCAACAGGAUUUUGGUUACCAAAAGUUACCAACAUUUGAGACGUGUAUUUAUAGAGUAUGAAAAAUUGGCUUCUAAGGAUUUAGAAGAAUCAAUCAAAAGCGAAUUUUCCGGAGAUAUUUGCAUGGGUCUAUUGUUUUUAGUGAAAUGUGUGAAAAGCAAAGUUAACUUUUUUGCUGAGCGUUUACAUAAAAGUAUGGUCGGCUUAGGAACAGAUGACAAAACUCUGAUAAGAAUCAUUGUGUCUAGAUCAGAAAUCGACCUCGGAGAUAUAAAACAAGUGUUUGAAAAGAAGUACGGUAAAACUUUGGAGUCGUGGGUAACCGGAGAUACCUCUGGAGACUACAGAAAAUUAUUGUUAAAAAUCAUUGCUUAAACGACGGUUUAAUCUUUUUAUUCACGGGUGAUUUUUCAUUUAUAUC